AUGGCUGGAAACGAACCCGAUUGGAGUAGACUUUGUAAAGAACUUUUCUUCUCCAUUGUCAAACUUCGAACUCAGGAUGUGGUGUCUACUUCUGCAAAUGGGAAGAAGUUUUGUCUCGUCUUGGAUGAUGUGUGGUCUGAAAGUCAUGUUAAUUGGAAUGAUUUGAGGGAAUUAUUGAUAAAUUGUGCUACUGGAAGUGAAACUGUGGUUACUACAUGUAGUAAUCAAGUUGCCUCAAUAAUAGGCACUGUUCCUGCAUAUGUCUUGAAAGGUCUUUCUCCUGAGGAUUUUAUGCCGUCGUUUGUGAAAUCGGCUUUUAAAGAAGGGGUAGUGAGAACUUUAGGGAGCGUACUUUAUCAAAAUAUAUGUAAGCAUGAUUGGAUGUUGAUAAAAGAUUCUGACAAAUUGAGGCUACUAGAACAGGGGACAGGUUACAUCCUGCCAUGUUGA
Pistacia vera is the source of this 450-nucleotide messenger RNA. Its product is annotated as putative disease resistance protein RGA1. The record is from RefSeq and is a predicted model, not a curated record. Lineage: Eukaryota; Viridiplantae; Streptophyta; Magnoliopsida; Sapindales; Anacardiaceae. The coding region runs from base 1 to 450 and encodes 149 amino acids. The transcript has 2 exons. Gene Ontology annotation, molecular function: ADP binding.